AUGACUCCAACUCCUUCGCCCCCACGAACUGGAACCGGUAAUGGCACACAUUGCGACUCUUCCCAUACUUAUGAUUCUGGUCGUACGCUGAGCAGCUCUGUUGCGAGCCGAUCUGCCCGACUGCGCCCUCCUCGAUCCUUACCACCAUGGAUCAAUUCUUAUGAUGGUGAGCAUGGCUCGGCGAGCGACGACCAACUACGACUUCUUCAACCUCCCACGCGCGCCGUUCCCCCUCAACACAACUCAUUGCCAAGCGAUCCCCAAAGACGGGUCUCAAAAGAUGGCUUCGUCGAUCCACAAGAUCCCCUUCUAGGCCAAGGACAGGAAACGAGAGGUAAAAUUCCUCAUUUUAUGCGUUAUGGGCGCGCCUCGAUGCGUGGUAGGAAAUGGGACCAUUUGAGAUCUGCAGAGCCUGUUAUUGUGCCCGGACACAAACCAGCUUUGACCUCGCAACCAAGCGUAGCAUGGCAAGACUUUGUCCAGUCGUCAUCUUGGGGUCGUAUGACGAACGAAGACUCGAAAGUGAUGGAUAUUGAGGCUCUCCGAAACUUACAACCGAAUUUUGAUGCGCCAUCCCGACACCCCUACAACGCUGAAGAAGCCAGAAUAUCCCGGAAGAGGAAGACUCUUGCCCCAUAUAAACGCAUCUGGUAUAUGGCUAUCCGCCAUUCUCUCGCCCCCCUGAUGUUUAGACUGAGCGUCAUGGUCACCUCGAUUAUCGCACUCGGUGUCGCAGCACGGAUACAUCAACUCGAAGACGUCGAUAGUACGGACUCGGCCGAGGAGACACAAUCUAUUGUUGCCGUCGCUGUAGAUUGCGUGGCCAUCCCAUACAUUGGGUACAUGAUCUGGGACGAAUACACUGGAAAGCCUCUGGGCUUACGAUCAGUAGUCUCUAAGAUUUCCCUGAUCUUGCUCGACCUGUUUUUCAUCAUUUUCAAAUCCGCGAGUACAGCACUCGCCUUUGAAAGCCUUGUUUACCACAACCUGUCCGAUCCUGCAGUGCGGAACCUAUCCAAGGCUCUAGCAGCAUUCAUGCUAUUAGGAUUGAUUGCCUGGUCGAUGAACUUUGCAGUCAACAUAUUCCGCACUGUGGCGCGUCUGGGAGGAGGUGAGGACGACAGUGGACAUGGUUAG
Molecule: messenger RNA, 1137 nt
Organism: Fusarium venenatum
Lineage: Eukaryota; Fungi; Ascomycota; Sordariomycetes; Hypocreales; Nectriaceae
Biological process (GO): positive regulation of catalytic activity
Cellular component (GO): fungal-type vacuole; cell periphery
Source: RefSeq, a predicted model, not a curated record